This is a messenger RNA of Lingula anatina, 3471 nucleotides long. RefSeq names its product tripeptidyl-peptidase 2-like. The record is from RefSeq and is a predicted model, not a curated record. NCBI's taxonomy places the organism in Eukaryota, Metazoa, Brachiopoda, Lingulata, Lingulida, Lingulidae. Gene Ontology annotation, cellular component: cytosol. Gene Ontology annotation, molecular function: tripeptidyl-peptidase activity; serine-type endopeptidase activity. Gene Ontology annotation, biological process: proteolysis.
UAAAUCUCUUCUCGCGAGACUUGGGCCCUGUAAAGUCAUCAUGGCUACUACUGUGGACACCAACUUCCCUAUCCAUGGCAUUUUACCGAAGAAAGAAACUGGUGCAUUCAAUUUUCUUGCUAAAUAUCCGGACUAUGACGGGAGAGGAGUCGUUAUAGCGAUUUUAGACACAGGAGUAGACCCUGGAGCGCCUGGAUUACAGGUGACCACAGAUGGUCGUCCUAAGGUGAUAGAUAUUAUAGACACCACCGGAUCAGGCGAUGUGGACACGAGCACAAUAGUCGAGGCUCAGGAGGGAGAGAUUGUAGGACUCACAGGGAGAAAACUCAGGGUCCCAGAGGACUGGAGGAACCCCAGUGGGCAGUGGCAUGUGGGGGUGAAGAGUGCCAUGGAGUUGUACCCCAGGGGGCUGCGGGACCGACUGUCCAAGGAGAACAGAGAGAAGACGUGGGACCCACAACACAGGGUGACACUGGCUGAGGCCAACAGACUCCUGGAGGAGUUUGAUGCCAAGCACCCCACACCGAAUGCUGAGGAAAAAUUAAUCAAAGAAGACCUGAAGUCCCGAGUGGAGCAUCUGACCAGUAUGGACAAAAAUUUCAGUUUUUGUGGCCCUGUAUUUGACUGUGUGGUCUUCCAUGACGGUGAGACUUGGAGAGCCUGUGUAGACACCAGUGAACAAGGUGACCUGGAAUCCUGCAAACUCUUGGCCAACUACAGAGAAGAGCACCAGUAUGGGACACUGAGCAAUGAAGAUAUGCUGAACUAUAGUGUUAACAUCUACAAUGAGGGCAACCUGUUAGAAGUAGUUACAAAUGCAGGUUCCCACGGCACCCAUGUGGCGUGUAUAGCCGCAGGACAUUUUCCUGCAGAACCAGAGAAGAAUGGCGUAGCACCCGGGGCUCAGAUAGUCGCCAUUAAGAUUGGAGACACACGUCUUGGUUCCAUGGAAACGGGAACCUCAUUGGCCAGAGCAAUGAUAAAGGUGACAGAGCUGAAGUGUGACCUGGUUAACUACAGCUAUGGGGAAGCCACUCACUGGCCCGACACUGGACAUGUGUGUUCCUUACUCAGUGAGGCAGUGGACAAGCAUGGGGUCAUCUAUGUGUCCAGUGCUGGCAAUAAUGGGCCUGGAUUGUCCACUGUGGGGGCACCAGGGGGCACCACCACUGCUCUCAUAGGUGUGGGUGCCUAUGUGUCCCCAGAGAUGAUGGCUGCUGAGUACUCACUGAGACAAAAACUACCAGGAAUGCACUAUACAUGGUCCUCACGGGGCCCAGCAACUGAUGGUGCCCUAGGGGUUUGCAUUAGUGCGCCAGGGGGUGCAAUAGCCUCAGUUCCCAACUGGACCCUCAGAGGAUCUCAGCUCAUGAACGGAACCAGUAUGAGUUCACCCAAUGCCUGUGGAGGAAUAGCUCUUGUGCUAUCUGGUCUGAAAGCCACAGGCACGUACUACAGUCCAUACAGUGUACGUCGAGCCAUAGAGAACACAGCACAGCAUAUAGAGAGUAUGGAGAGGUUUGCACAGGGACAUGGCAUGUUACAGGUGGAUGCUGCCUUUGAGCAUCUCCUACAGCAUGCAUCGUGUUGCACGCGGCGGAUGAAGUUCACGGUGACUGGACCCUCUGGUACACGGGGCGUAUACCUCAGAGAGUGGGCCCAGUUGACCAGACCACAGGAGGUGGCCGUCACUGUAGAACCUAGUUAUAUAGAUCCUUCUACUGAUCAGCAUGAAAAGAUCCAGUUUAUGCUGAGGUUCAAUCUUAUCUGUGAUGCCUCUUAUGUAGAAGUCCCAUCCCAUUUUGAACUCAAUAAUUCUGCGCGGGCUAUAUCUGUAAAGGUGGACCCGCGGGGGCUGACACAUGGCGUUCAUUACACUGAGGUGCUGGCCUAUGAUGUCACAUGUCCAGUCAAAGGUCCUGUCUUCAGAGUACCUGUUACUGUGAUCAUCCCUGAACCGGUUCAAGACACAGUCAACUUCAGGGUGGAGUUUUCCAAUCAGCAGUUCAAACCAGGUCAGGUCCACAGGCACUUUAUACGGGUGCCACACGGGGCCACAUGGGCAGGUGGAAAGAAGUUCCAGUGCUUUUUAUUGAAGAAAGGAUACAAGUACCCAGUUUUUAUUGCCCCAAUACCAGAUGAUAAAUUGCCAAAAGGUGUCGCUGCUGGGCACUUCCUGUCAGGCACCAUUUCUCUUGCAAAGGACGAGUUGGGAAAGAAAGCAGACGUUUACCCAUUCAAGUAUACAGUAACAGAAGUAGCGAAGAAGAACAAUAAUAAUAAGAACAAUGGCAAAGACAAGAAGGAGAAGACCAAAGAACAGGAGUAUGCUGAAGCCCUCAGGGAUCUAAAACUUUCUUGGAUGCCUAAGCUAGACAACAGCCAGACCAUAUUUGAGGAUUUACUUCAAGACUUUCCUGAUCAUCUCCCCCUCUACAUGGCACGCUUGCAGUCCCUGGACAAUGAACAAGAACGUCUUAAAAGACUCCCAUCUAUCCUUGCUGCAGCACAGGAAGUGACAUCACGCAUAGACCAGAAUGCACUGCUGGCAUACUAUGGGAUGAAGACUGAUGCCAGACCGGAAGCUGCGACAAUCAAAAGUGAGAUGGACAAACAGAAGGGCAUGCUGGUGGACGCACUGGGGCGGCUAGGCUGUGCUCAGGCAGACAUUGUCAUGGGAAAAGCAGAACAACCACCAGAGGGAGACACUGAGGACCUGCCUGAGGUUACCCUGGACGAUCUGACGGCUACGUUUUAUGAGCUGCAAAAGUUUAUCGAUAUCAAUGAUCUCAAGGUGUCACAGUUCGUUGUCCGCCAUGCCCUUGCGCACAAACAUUAUGGCCGUGCACUGAAAGUGUUGCAGAAACAGAAUGACGAGAAGAACACCAAAGAAAAUGAUUUGAAGAUCAUUGAGAUAUAUCGCACCCUAGGCUGGGAUCAUGCAGUGAAGCAGUAUGAAAAUCUGCUACUUAUAAAAUACCCAGCAGGAUUUAGGCUAUUCUAAUUAUCAUUGUGACCUAUGUCAUAAUGUCCUAAAAUGUAUUCUUAGUGAUUUUCUUAGUUCUUACUGUCAUUAAGCUACCCCUAGGCUUCAGUUUAUUUUUAAACUGAGUUCAAUUGACAUUUUAUUCCAUUCAGACUUUGAUGACCUACACUAAGUCAUGAUAAGUGACUAUGUUGAGAGAUGUACUGAAUUUAAUUGAAUUGACAUUUUAUUCCAUUCAGACUUUGAUGACCUUCACUAAGCCAUGAUAAAUGACUAUGUUAAGAUAUUACAGAAUCUACUUGAAUAGGUGUGUUAUAAAUGCAACCAAAAUGUCCAAUUUUAUUUCCUUUGAAUUUUCAGCCAACUGGUGUCAUAAUGUCGUCAUCUAAGACUGAUAUCAGUGGCUCUUCUUUACCUUUAAUUUUAAAGGAAAUCCAACUGUGAAGAUAAUAUUUAAGCCAACAAUAAAAUCAUUCUCCUCUCAA